AUGGCCUCCACCGCCCGGGACGAAUCCUCCGACAACGACAGCACCUGCUCCUCGGGAACCGUGCUCGACUCCUCCCGCAGCUGGCUCAGCACCUUUAGCUUUCGCCGCGCCAGCCGCGGCACCAGCCGCAGCUCCCUCUCCCUCUCCGAGACUACCACCGGGGCUGCAUGUGAGGCGAUGCGCCGGCUCCACCUCCACAACACUGUUGGCCUCGAUCACUUCCGCCUUCUGCGGCGGCUCGGAAGCGGCGACAUCGGGAACGUGUACCUCUGCCAGAUACGGAAUCCGGUGGUGGGGUUGCCGCAGUGCCUCUACGCCAUGAAGGUGGUGGACAGAGAGGCGCUGGCCAUACGAAAGAAGCUGGAGCGGGCGGAGAUGGAGAAGGAGAUUCUAGCCAUGAUGGAUCACCCCUUCUUGCCUACCCUAUACGCUGCGUUUGAUGCCUCUCAUUACUCUUGCUUCGUCAUGGACUUUUGCCCCGGCGGAGACUUAUUCUCCGCUCGCCAACGCAACCCUGGGAAACGCUUUACCAUCUCAUCCGCUAAGUUUUAUGCAGCCGAGACCCUCGUGGCAUUAGAGUAUCUCCACAUGAAGGGUGUAGUGUACAGGGAUUUGAAGCCGGAAAAUGUGCUGGUGAGGGAGGACGGGCACAUUAUGCUUUCGGAUUUUGAUCUGUGUCUCAAAUGCGACGUCGUUCCAAAGCUGUUGAGAAGCAAAACCAGAUCGGAAGGCAGCGUCAAGACUCGAACAUCUUCUUGUGCUGCCCCUGUGCAAUCCUGUUUCUCCUCCUCAAGCAAGAGAAAGAAGGUAACAACAGUUAUAAGGGAGAAUGUGGAAGUGUGUGAACUUGACACAGAGGUAGUGGCAGAGCCCAUCAAUGCAAGGUCCAAGUCAUUUGUGGGAACCCAUGAGUACUUGGCACCUGAAGUGAUUUCUGGUCAAGGACAUGGCAGUGCAGUGGAUUGGUGGACUUUUGGAGUUUUCUUGUAUGAAAUGUUAUAUGGGAGAACACCCUUCAAAGGUGAGAACAAUGAGAAAACACUCACAAACAUUCUGAAGCAGCCCUUGGCUUUCCCUAGAAUUGCAGUGAGUAGCAGCAAGGAGUUUGAAGAGAUGGUGAGGGUUCAAGACCUCAUCAGUAAGCUCUUGUUGAAGAACCCAAAGAAGAGAAUUGGGUGCUGCAUGGGCUCAGUUGAGAUCAAGAGGCAUGAGUUCUUCAAGGGAGUGAAUUGGGCUCUAAUUAGAUCAGUUAGGCCACCGGAGGUCCCUACUGAUAUGAAAAAGAUUAGGAGUAGAGUUUUGUUACAGAAACUCAGCACGAAAGAGAAGGAUCAACCCUUUCAGAUUACUCAUCAUUUUGACUACUUCUGA
Messenger RNA from Sphenostylis stenocarpa, 1371 nucleotides. Lineage: Eukaryota; Viridiplantae; Streptophyta; Magnoliopsida; Fabales; Fabaceae. The record is from the annotation of a GenBank genome assembly.